AUGCUGGUCGAAGCGGGAGUGAUUCCAGCGCUUGUGGAUCUGUUUCGAGAUGGUGAUGAAAAGGCAAAGCUUUUAGUUGGUAAUGCCUUAGGGAUCAUAUCGGCACAGACAGAGUAUAUUAGGCCUGUUACGGAAGCUGGUUCGAUUCCUUUGUACGUCGAGCUUCUCUCCGGGAGAGAUCCAAUGGGGAAAGAUAUUGCAGAGGAUGUGUUCUGUAUACUAGCUGUAGCUGAAGGUAAUGCUGUUGUGAUAGCGGAAGAGCUUGCACUCUGUUUCUGUUUUAGAGACUCUGGUGCGAUUCCUUUGAUGGUGGAGCUUGUGAGAGAUGGGUCUCUUGAGUUCAGGGAGAGGAUUUCUGGAGCUAUUUCUCAGUUGAGUUACAAUGAGAAUGACCGUGAGGCCUUUUGUGAUUCGGGUAUGAUACCGAUUCUCAUUGACUGGUUAGAGGAUGAGUCGGAAGAGCUUAGGGAUAACGCAGCUGAGGCGCUUAUUAAGUUCUCUGAAGACCAGAAGCAUUAUGGUAGAGUGCGUGAGGCGAUGGAACAUCCUGUGGUCCAUAGUAUGCAGAGCAGACUUGCUAGAAUCCGAGCCUCCCAUGAACUGAUGGUUAGGUCAAUGCGAAGGGUUACGCUCGAACAUCUUGCCCAUGAUCCACAUUAUAGCUAA
Microthlaspi erraticum is the source of this 666-nucleotide messenger RNA. NCBI's taxonomy places the organism in Eukaryota, Viridiplantae, Streptophyta, Magnoliopsida, Brassicales, Brassicaceae. The record is from the annotation of a GenBank genome assembly.